This is a messenger RNA of Mytilus trossulus (common blue mussel), 597 nucleotides long. Its product is annotated as ubiquitin-conjugating enzyme E2 D4-like. The record is from RefSeq and is a predicted model, not a curated record. The transcript has a single exon. NCBI's taxonomy places the organism in Eukaryota, Metazoa, Mollusca, Bivalvia, Mytilida, Mytilidae. Bases 1 to 597 code for a protein of 198 amino acids.
AUGAACGACGAAAAGGAACCAUUGGAAUCAGAAGAGUUAGAAGAAAUAGAAAUGCGCGUUAUUCAAGGGUACUCUUAUGAUAGACUUCAGUCAGAACUCCGAGUCGUCGAGGGAGAAUCACCAGAAGGAGUUGCAAUAACAAUUAAAGAUGACGAUAUAUUCCGAUGGAGAGUGAAAAUACAAGGACCAAAAGAUACUCCAUACGAAGGAGGUACAUUUGCUUUAAAAUUAUAUUUUCCAUCAGGAUAUCCAGAAAGUCCACCACUGAUUUCUUUCAAAACUAAAAUUUUUCAUCCGAAUGUUGAUUCUUUCGGAAUUGUUCACAUGGACGUCCUGCUUCCAUCGAUUUGGUCACCAGACAUAACAGUACUGAGUAUGUUGAAAUCUAUCAAGGACUUACUUGUUUACCCAAAGCCAACUGAGUAUGGAGACCCUCAAGUUUUAUCAAUGUUUCAUAAAGAAACACAACGGUUCGUAGAAGAAGCUAAACAAUGGACUGAAAAGUAUGCCAUGGAAAACAAGAACAUUUUUACAAGGAAAUUUAAAAUGUUAAAUUUUAGAUGUUGUGGAAAUCGAAAUAAAUAUGUAAAAGAAUAG